Molecule: messenger RNA, 5334 nt
Organism: Aspergillus campestris IBT 28561
Lineage: Eukaryota; Fungi; Ascomycota; Eurotiomycetes; Eurotiales; Aspergillaceae
Product: 3-oxoacyl-synthase
Exons: 6
Coding region: 1-5334 (1777 amino acids)
Biological process (GO): long-chain fatty acid biosynthetic process
Cellular component (GO): fatty acid synthase complex
Molecular function (GO): fatty acid synthase activity; magnesium ion binding; holo-[acyl-carrier-protein] synthase activity
Source: RefSeq, a predicted model, not a curated record
AUGCGCUCGAUCCUGAACUUUGCGGAUCCAGAGGACCGCAAGGAGUUAGCCUACAGGUUAUUUAUUGAAAUACUCUCGUAUCAACUGGCAUCACCGGUCCGAUGGAUCGAGACACAAACCCAACUACUCCAUGCCCUUCCCUCUAUCGAGCGGUUCGUUGAGGUUGGCCCGCGUACAACACUAGCUACAAUGGCCAAACGAUCGUCUUCAAAAUACUACGCAGCAUUCGCACCGUCCCAGUGGUCCCAAAUCCAAUUUCUAUCUUCUUCAGACAAUAGCGAUGAAAUCUUCUAUCGAUAUACGGACGCCGAUCAAUCGUUGAAGCUGUCUUUAACGCCAGCGCCACAAAUACAAACCAUUGAGAACUCCGCGGGUAAAUGUCUUUCUGACACGCGGCCCAGGAUCAAGGCUCUACCACCACCCUCAUUCCAGACAGAAAAAGCAGCCCCGAGAGUGGACAUGGCUUUGUCGACCGCACAUGUGGUUCUGGCCAUGACAGCCCAGAAACUCCGUCGGCCCUUUUACCAGGUCCCAAUGAACAAGACAAUUAGAGAUCUAUCAGGAGGGAAAUCUACGCUUCAGAAUGAACUGGUAGGUGAUCUGGUUGCAGAGUUCGGCAAGGUCCCUGAAGGCGCCGAGGACAUGCCUUUGGCUACACUAAGCGAGGCACUACGACAUGGAGCUUCCAUAAAGCCGGGGAAGGCUAUGUCGAGCUUGAUAUCGAGGUUCAUAUCCGGAAAAAUGCCCGCAGGGUUCAACCAAAACGCUGUUCACGAUUAUUUGGAAGCACGAUGGGGUCUGACCAGAUCGCAUUCUAUCAUCCCGAUUUGCCUGGCCACUUCAGUGGAGCCCCCUACCCGACUGGGAACCUCCGAGCUGGCCAAAUCGUAUUUUGACGAACUGGUUCAACGUUAUUCAGAGUUCUACAACAUCUCUCUGGAUAUGUUUGACGUGGAUCGUGAUGAUACAACCCGGGCAAAACAGGUGACCGUGGACUCGGCCACGUUCGAGCGCUUAAAGGGCGAAAAUAAGGAUUUCCACAGGAAACAUUUUGAGUUCCUUGCCCAGUAUCUUGGAAUCGACCAUCACCCACGAGGACAGCAGUCCGACGAGAUAUUAGGUGUACUGGAAGUACAACAGAAGCUUGACCGAUGGAGCGAUGAGUUUGACGAACAAUUUCUACACGGGAUCAGACCGAUUUUCAACCCACGUCAGGUGCGCAACUACGAUUCCUGGUGGAAUUGGGUGCGAGAAGACCUCAUUCGCUGGAUUCUCGAGAACUGGCGGAAAUCGACAGACGGUAUCCUUUAUCCAGUUGACAGCCGGCUGGCGAUGAUUUUGAACAGAUGGCAGUCUAGCUGCACAGACAUAAUCUCAUCCUAUCUGGACUCGUCUCCCUCCUACCUGAGUCGUUCGCCGCUCCAGAAUUGCAACAUACGACCCCUCUUGGCCGAAAUCCGAAGGCUCGGAGACGAAGGUUCUAGUGCCGAUCCACUGUUUGUAUACAGACAAAAGCCGAUGGGGCCUAAGACUAGCUUUACCCAAUCUGCUAAGAUGGAAUAUACAGAGACGUGUCGACCGGUUGGCUCAUACCUUGACGCAGUGCGUCUGGGCCGCCCAUCACCUAUCGACCAGAAAUUCACCACCCCUUUCGUACACAUCAAGACUCGACGGAAGGAAGAAGACUGGCUGUACGACCCAUUUGCCACCAAGAAUUAUCAAACCGACUUACAGACAGGAUCUAGCGAUGGGUUCAGCUAUAAGGGCAAAGCAGUUCUGGUGACGGGUGCCGGCCCUGAUUCGAUUGGAGCCCACAUAAUCCAAGGCCUCUUGAGCGGCGGUGCUCGCGUCGUUGUCACUACGAGCCGGGAGAUCUCUGCCAGCGCUGGAUUUUAUCAACAAUUGUACCGUCAGUAUGGCUCUAAGGGCGCGUCUUUAACACUUCUACCUACGAACCAGGGUAGUAGAAAGGACUGUGAAGCUCUAGUCGAGCAUCUCUAUGGCGCUGACUCCCCAGUGGGUGGCGAUAUUGACUACAUUAUUCCAUUCGCAGCCAUUCCGCAGACCGGAGAGCUCGAGGGCCUGGACGGGCAACAAGAGCUCUGUCUUAGAACUAUGCUAGUUAACCUCUUGAGGCUGAUUGGAUUUGUUCGCCGUGAAAAAGAAACUCGUCGCAUCGAGACCAGGCCGACCAUGGUAAUACUGCCCAUGUCUUGCAACGAGGGUACCUUCGGGGGAGAUGGCCUAUAUGCUGAGUCAAAGAUCGGCUUGAGGUCGCUUUUCAACCGGUUUCAAUCAGAGAGUUGGUCUACCUAUGUAACUGUAUGUGGCGCCGUCAUCGGGUGGACACGAGGCACAGGGUUGAUGCGAAGUUCCAACAUCGUGGCCGAAGAAAUUGAAAAACUCGGGGUGAUGACAUUCACACAGGCUGAAAUGGCAUUCAACAUUCUCGCUCUGAUGAGGCCAGCCAUCACAACCCUAGCAGACGAGGCUCCCAUCUAUGCUGAUUUGACGGGUGGGCUGGGUUCAAUGUGGGAUAUCAAAGAACGAAUCUCCUCAGCUCGCGCGAAAUUAAACGAUAAGUUGAGGCUGCAAAAUGCCCUUGCAGAAGAAAAUGCUCGUCACGAGGCAGUACUGUAUGGAGCCAAACACCAAGGACCCAAGCAGGAGACGCCCCCACGCUUGUCUAACCUAUCACUCGCAUUUCCUAAAAUCCCCGGGCUCAAAGCAUUCCGAGAAAUCAAGGCCAAUCUACCCCGUCUAUAUGGCAUGGUGGAUUUAUCUUCCACAAUAGUCGUGGUGGGUUUCUCCGAGCUGGGUCCUUGGGGAAACGCACGCACGCGGUGGGAAAUGGAAUACCAAGGGAAUUUCACAUUAGAGGGCUAUGUCGAGAUGGCCUGGAUCAUGGGCUUGAUCAGACACGUCGACGGAGAAUUGGAGGGAAGUCCUUACGUUGGAUGGAUUGAUGUCAAUACACAAUCGCCCGUCCCGGAUAAUGAAAUCCCCCACAAAUACCACGAUCGUAUCAUGAGACACAGUGGAGUCCGACACAUUGAACCGGAUACGACAUACAAUCCUCAACGAAAGGAGUAUUUACACGAGGUGGUCGUUGAGAAGGAUCUACCACCAUUCGAAACCUCCUUGUCCACUGCGGAGGACUUCAAACGGCGGCACGGGGAGCAUAUUUCACUGCAACCAAUAGAGGGAACAGAAUUUUGCCGUGUGUAUGUGAAGACUGGCGCCAUAAUGAUGAUUCCAAAGGUAGUUCCGUUUGAGCAGGUCGUGGCAGGGACCAUCCCGAAAGGUUGGGAUCCUGCCCGCUACGGAAUUCCGCGAGACGUUGUGGAACAGGCGGACGUCACCACGCUCUAUGCUUUAUGCUGUGUCUCGGAAGCAUUUCUAUCCGCAGGAAUUGUUGAUCCCUACGAGGUGUAUCAAUACAUACACGCGUCGGAACUUGCAAACUGCCUGGGAACAGGCGGUGGUCCCUUGAAGAUUAUCCAGAAGAUGUACCGCGACCGCUACCUGGACCGCCCAGUCAGGGGCGACAUCAUUUCAGAACACUUCAUGAAUACUAUGGGGGCAUGGAUUAACAUGCUUCUGCUUUCCGCUGCAGGGCCACUGAAGACACCCGUGGGUGCAUGCGCCACGGCCAUUGAGUCGCUGGAUAUCGGUUGCGAGGCCAUUCGAUCCGGAAAUUGCAAAAUGGCAAUCGUUGGUGGGUGCGAUGACUAUGGUGAAGAAUUGGCAUACGAAUUCGCCAAUAUCAAAGCCACAGCCAAUAGCACAGACGAACUAUCCAAGGGUCGUCAACCUAGUGAGAUUUCACGCCCUACGGCCAAUUCACGCAGCGGAUUUGCGGAAUCAGCCGGGUGUGGAGUGCAAAUCAUCACCACGGCCUCGACAGCCCUGGAAAUGGGAUUGCCAAUUCACGGCAUCAUCGCAUACACACAGAUGGCAAGCGACCAAACCGGCCGGUCGAUUCCCGCGCCGGGCAAAGGGAUAUUAACCAGUGCUCGUGAGAGCGAGGGUGCUAGAAACUCUCUAUUGCUCGACUUCAAGCUCCGCCGGGCAUGUUUUGACGACGAAUGCAAAGCUAUGAACUCUCAGUUGUCUAACGGCGAAUCUGUCGAACAUGUGAGGGAUGCAGUGGAUCAUGUCCGGUCUUUGAAAUUCAAGGACACACAACACCGAUGGGCAAACAACAUUCGCCUCCAGGACCCUUCCGUCUCGCCCAUGAGAGCAGCUUUGGCGACCUGGGGUCUGACCAUCGACGAUAUUCGGGUGGUCUCCAUGCACGGAACGUCGACCAAGGCCAACGAGAUCAACGAGGGAGAUGUCAUCAAUACUCAAAUGGAUCACCUCGGUCGUCGGCGGGGAAAUCCACUUCUAUGCGUCUGUCAGAAGUCCCUGACUGGUCACCCUAAAGGCGCGGCGGGUGCCUGGCAGUUGAAUGGGUGUAUGCAGAUGCUUCGGGAUUCUAUCAUCCCAGGAAACCGCAAUGCAGACAACAUUGACGGCCAUCUCCGACGGUUCGAACACCUUGUGUAUCCGAUGGAGACAAUGCGAGUUCUACAAGUGGAUGCUGCCAUGCUCACCUCGUUCGGGUUCGGUCAGAAAGGGGCGAUUGCAGUUGUAGUCGCACCCAGAUUCAUUUUCGCCUCGAUCGCGGAUGCUUGUUACAACGACUACCGAGACAAAGCAGUGAAGAGGCAACGGGUAGCAACCACUGAAUUCAUCUCCCGAAUCUUCAAUGGUCAAAUGGUCCAAGUUAAAGAAGAUCCACCGUGGAAGAACCUAGAAGCUAUGCGCGCCACUUUUCUCGACUCGAGUAUCCGCCUCGUCGACGAGCUUGACACUAUAAAUGGGGGUCUUGUGGGCGAGGAUAAUGCAGAACCACCAGCCCUUUCGAACCAGCUUCAGAAAAUGCUGCAAGAGGUUUUGCAACGGCCGAACGCAUCCGCACCUUAUGAAAUUGGUGUCGACAUCGAAGACAUCUCAAACGUCAGCAUCGACAACGACAGUUUCUUGGAACGUAACUUUACACCCGCGGAGCGUGAAUACUGUUUGAAUGCACCCGAUCCGCAGUCCUCAUUCGCGGGGCGUUGGUGUGCGAAGGAGGCUGUAUUCAAAUGCAUGAAAACAGUGUCUAAGGGAGCCGGGGCAGACAUGAAGGAUAUUGAAGUUCUCAGCCAUCAGGGCAUUCCUCGGGUUAUUCUUCAUGGGAGGGCCAAGGCAGUGGCUGAUGUGAAAAAGUUCAGCGGCAUCGAGGUGACUAUCAGUCAUUCCAUGUAUACCGCUGUCGCCGUCGCGGUGAGCGUUGGGCGAGUUUGA